This is a messenger RNA of Drosophila grimshawi, 2010 nucleotides long. RefSeq lists its product as uncharacterized. The coding region runs from base 70 to 1887 and encodes 605 amino acids. The transcript has 4 exons. Lineage: Eukaryota; Metazoa; Arthropoda; Insecta; Diptera; Drosophilidae. The record is from RefSeq and is a predicted model, not a curated record.
AAUAUACGUGUGUGUGUUAUGUGUAUUUAUUCAUACCUAUCACAAUAAGCAAUUAGAUUAAAAACAAACAUGUUACACGCUUCCGCUGUGCUGUUCACGAUUACAAUUCCAACCGCGCUAGAAGAGCAGCGCCUGAAGGAAGCCUACAUGCAACAGUUUAACGAAGAUGCGACUACAACAGUAACAGCAACAACAACAACCACUGUUAGAAGCUCAUCAUUGUCGGCAGGCGAUGCGCAAAGUUUGCAGAAACCCCAUCAGGUGUUUGACUCACCGCAGCUGGAUAAGAACAGUAGCAGAAGCAGCGCCAGCAACGUCGGCAGUUACAAGCGUCGCCAGCUGUCAGAUGUUGUUGAGUCGGCGGAGUUGACAGAACUGCCGCUGGAUACGGCGAUGGAGCAUGUGCUGCAGCAGAUCUUGCGUAAAUUUCACAUUUCCAAUGCUCUCUGGCUGCGCAGUCGGGAAGGCAACACAUUCCAGAUCAGUUUCACACUCGAGUUCGAUGAGCUAUACGAGAAUCUCUACGAGGCGCUCCAGCAAUGGGGCAUUGGAGAUCGCGAAGGUUCCUCGGUGUGUGUCAUGAAUUGCAUUGCCUCCAAAUCGUAUAAAAUGAAUCCACAACAAAUUGAUAAUCAGCCCCAGGGCAUACCUCAAGCGGACGGGCAUAGCAAUCAGAAUGCCCAGAAACAGGGCGCCUGGAAUCGGUUUAUGAAUUCGGUUAGAUCGCGUUUGAAUGUGGCACAAGUUGUGAGAGAUGUGCGACAGGAUGCGGCGAUAACCUUUGACUUCUGCGUACUCCUCAUCUCGGCAGCGAUAUUGGCAUCUUUUGGCCUGGUGGAGAACAGCACAAUAUUUCUGGCCUCAAGCAUGUUGAUAUCGCCGCUGAUGGGACCAAUCAUUGCAGCGAUCUUUGGCACGGUGAUCGAGGAGCGUUCGCUCAGACAACUCGGGAUGCGAAAUGAGCUAGUUGGCAUACUGAUGGCCACACUGGUGGGCUUUGUCUUUGGAUUAGUUGUGUGCACCACGGAUGCGAAAUAUGGCAUUGGUGAGGGACUCACCGAGGAGAUGCUCUCCCGCUGUGAUCUCCACUCGCUCGUCGUCGGUUUCUUUACGGCGAUACCAUCGGGUGCCGGGGCAGCCAUUGGCAUAUUGGGUGGGAAUAUUGGUUCGCUGGUGGGCGUGGCUAUUUCAGCAUCCCUUCUCCCGCCAGCUGUGAACUCGGGUCUGCUCUGGGCACUGGCUUGCAUCUAUAAGCUCUUUGAGAACGAUGAUUCCUUGUACAGGGAUGUCAUCAAGUCGAGCAAGUAUUCCCAAAAUCAGGGCACAGAACUGGCCAUCCUGGGCAGCAUCAGCAUGUGUUUGACCCUGUGCAAUGUGCUCUGCAUCUAUUUGAUGGGCAUCCUCGUGCUGAAGAUCAAACAAAUUGCGCCUGUGAUUGGACGCAGCAAUCGAGAGUUUUGGAAGCAUGACAUUAAAGUGUCUCGUGGGGAUGCAGCGAUUAUUGAUGAGCUGCUGGCCAAUCUGGCUAACGAGGAUAAUGGACAGUUUCUGCGUCACCUGGAUGAGGCUGGCUAUCAGCACACUUGGUCGCCGCGCAGCAUAAGGCACAGUUUCUCCACACAGCUGCCGGCAACGUGUGGCGUCGCCACCAUCCAUCGACUGGAGCAGUUGUACUCGCAAUCGCUGGCUAAGCCUGUGCAGGAGCAGCGUCUCGCUGAGCGCAGGCAUACGAUACGCAGCGUGGACCUACAGAAAGGGCGUCCUCGCUUUGCCAGCAUGCCCUCGCAUCAGAGUCGCCAGCAGCUGCAUUUGCCGGAGGCCAUCAUUACAAUGCCCGUGCCACGCUUUACAGUCACCCCGGCUGCGGAUGAUGUGCUCCACUUAUAGUCUAUAGAUCACUAAGCUACGACCUCAUCUUUGUUGUAAACAGUGUUUAAUAUUGUUUUUUUUUUUUUUGCAAAAUUAGAAAUUAAAAAUCUACGCCGCUGGGUGUUUGUCUAUCCGCUUUAA